UAUAGUAGAGAGUCUUUGAGAAAAAGUCUUUGUGGGUGUGUGAUUGGAAGAAGGACUUGGAUUUUUAUAAAAAGGCAACGGAGCGUCGAAGAAAACACUAAACUUACAGAGAGAAAGAGAAGAAGAAAAAUGGAAGAUACGAAGAAGAAAAAGAAGAAGAAUAUUAAUAACGAAGAUUCAAAGAAGAAGGAACGUCAUAUUGUUACUUGGACACCAGAGGAGGAUGUUAUACUAAGAGACCAGAUUACUCUUCAUGGAACUGAAAAUUGGGCGAUCAUAGCAUCAAAGUUUAAGGAUAAAAGCACAAGACAAUGCAGAAGAAGAUGGUAUACAUACUUAAACUCCGAUUUCAAGAGAGGAGGCUGGUCUCCUGAAGAAGAUAUACUUUUGUGUGAGGCACAAAGAGUGUUUGGGAAUAGAUGGACUGAGAUAGCAAAGGUGGUUUCAGGCAGAACGGAUAAUGCUGUCAAGAACAGGUUUACAACACUUUGUAAGAAGAGAGCCAAACAUGAAGCUAUGGCCAACUCAAACAACAAGAGAAUGUUGUUCUUAGACGGUAUUAGUACACCUCAAAAAGCCGAUAAUGAAGCCCCUAUUGCCAAGAGAACAAGAAGAAGUCACAUUCUAGAGCUUACAGAGAUGAAUAAUUACGGAAACGUUGAGCCUUGUCUGAAUCAGCAGGCAAGGUCUCCAUUCUCGGUAUUGGCGCACAAUGCCACUGGUAUUGAUAGCUUGGAAGAACAGUAUCAAACAAGCAAUGUGAAGGAGAGUGAUGGUGAAGGGAUGUUUCUUAAGAAAGAUGAUCCUAAAGUCACAGCUUUGAUGCAACAAGCUGAACUCUUAAGCUCCUUGGCGCAGAAAGUUAAUGCAGACAACACAGAACAAAGCAUGGAGAAUGCUUGGAAGGUCCUUCAGGAUUUCCUGAACAAAGGCAAGGAAAAUGAUUUGUUGAGAUAUGGAUUCCCUGACAUUGAUUUUCAACUGGAGGAGUUUAGGGACCUUAUAGGGGAUUUGAGGAGUAGUUAUGAAGACAAUGACCCAUCUUGGAGGCAACCUGAUCUCCACGACUCUCCAGCUAGCUCUGAGAAUAGUUCAGGAUCAACCAUCAUGCUGGACCAGUCUGGUGACAAAACACAACCAUCAUUGCCUGAUCCUCCUCAGACAGAACAUAAGGAAAGUGGAGAGGAGUUUCCCUCAACGUGUGAUGUCCUGAAAAAUCCUGAUGAGAAUAAGCCCAUCUCGGGCGAUGAAGAAAACUUCAGCUCCCCUAUUCAGGUCACACCAUUGUUCAGAUCUCUAGCAGAUGGCAUCCCAAGUCCACAGUUCUCUGAAAGUGAGAGGAGCUUCCUGCUAAAAACACUUGGGAUUGAGUCCUCAUCUCCAUGUCCAAGUGCUAAUCCUUCACAACCACCCCCUUGCAAAAGAGUCCUUCUACAUAGCUUGUAGAACCAACCAACCAACCAUCUCUCUGAUCCAUCAUCAUCCCUAAAACCGCGGUUUUGUCUCUAUGAAGACGUAGUUUUUUCUUUCUCACUUUUGCUUUAGGUAUCUGCAGCCAUAUCGGCCUGGAAGUUUUUUGUGAAGCGGGCAUGCCAUGAUCUGCAUUCCUUCCUCCAACGGUUUUAUAUAAUUCUUUGUUGGUUCCUAGAAUGUUAACGGUUAACAUUUCUAACCCCCAACAAAGAAAGCUCUCAAGAAUCUGCCAUAUACUCAGAUUCUUCAGAUUUCUUCUCUUACUCAACAUAAGGAAGCCAUAUCCACAAAGGAAAGGCACCAGUUUGUCCUAAGAAAAACAAAAUUCUUUGGUUUGUCUCUUAAGGGCAUAUACUCAGAUACAUCAUCUGAGCAAUUUGCCGUGAUUUCUUGAUUUGUUUUCUUCUUCAUCUCUGUACAUAAUCUCUUAUCAACAUAUGAUAUAAAAGAAGUCUUUCAGAGUGUUA
Messenger RNA from Brassica oleracea var. oleracea, 1940 nucleotides. Its product is annotated as myb-related protein B. Gene Ontology annotation, biological process: regulation of DNA-templated transcription. NCBI's taxonomy places the organism in Eukaryota, Viridiplantae, Streptophyta, Magnoliopsida, Brassicales, Brassicaceae. The transcript has 11 exons. Gene Ontology annotation, cellular component: nucleus. Gene Ontology annotation, molecular function: RNA polymerase II cis-regulatory region sequence-specific DNA binding; DNA-binding transcription factor activity, RNA polymerase II-specific. Bases 130 to 1446 code for a protein of 438 amino acids. The record is from RefSeq and is a predicted model, not a curated record.